Messenger RNA from Varanus komodoensis (Komodo dragon), 3049 nucleotides. RefSeq names its product DnaJ heat shock protein family (Hsp40) member B5 (gene DNAJB5). Gene Ontology annotation, cellular component: cytosol. Gene Ontology annotation, biological process: negative regulation of transcription by RNA polymerase II. The coding region runs from base 274 to 1422 and encodes 382 amino acids. Gene Ontology annotation, molecular function: protein-folding chaperone binding. The transcript is spliced from 4 exons. NCBI's taxonomy places the organism in Eukaryota, Metazoa, Chordata, Lepidosauria, Squamata, Varanidae. The record is from RefSeq and is a predicted model, not a curated record.
UGGCGUGGCGUGCGGUGGGGAGGGGGCUGCGGGAAGCGCACGGAGGGAGGGGGCUGGCUCGCUCGCCCGCCCGCCGUCGCGCUGCCUAGGAGCCGUUCGCCUGAGCAGCAGCCGGCUCUGGGGCAGCCGGGGUUUGCUCUUGGUCUGGGCUGCUCCUCCGGCCGGGCUGGCUGCUCUGGGCUUCCCUGGGCUUCGAUCUGGUGCUGCCGCCGUCUUCUCCUGGGAGGGCUCGGCAACCCUCGUUGCCACAGCCGGGAGGUCCGCCCUGCAAGCAUGUUCAGGAUCAAGCUAGAGCCCCUGAAAAUGAGUGCCUGGGCCAUGAAUAUAUUUGUGAAGUUCCGGAAUAAAGAGUCGGUGGCUGGGGCGGUCUCCACCAUGGGGAAGGAUUAUUACAAGACCCUGGGGAUCCAGUCGGGAGCCAACGAAGACGAGAUCAAGAGGGCCUACCGGAAAAUGGCCCUGAAGUACCACCCCGACAAGAACAAGGACCCCAGUGCUGAGGAGAAGUUCAAGGAAAUCGCCGAGGCCUACGAAGUCCUGAGCGACCCCAAGAAGCGGGCCGUGUAUGACCAGUAUGGGGAGGAAGGGCUGAAGACCGGCAGCGGCUCCUCUGGCACCACGGGCACCGCGUUCCACUACACCUUCCACGGGGACCCCCACGCCACCUUCGCCUCCUUCUUCGGGGGCUCCAACCCGUUCGACAUCUUCUUCAGCAGCGGCCGCUCGCGGGUGUUCAACGGCUUCGACCACGACGAAAUGGACGUGGACGACGACGGCGACGACCCCUUCAGCGCCUUUGGCCGGUUCGGCUUCAACGGCCUCAGCGGCGUCCACCGGCGGCACCCGGAGCCCAUCCACAUGCGCCGGAGGGUGCAGGACCCGCCAGUGGUGCACGAGCUGAAGGUGUCGCUGGAGGAGAUCUUCCACGGGGCCACCAAGCGGAUGAAGAUCACGCGCCGGCGGCUGAACCCCGACGGGAGAACUGUGCGGACGGAGGACAAGAUCCUCAACAUCGUCAUCAAGCGUGGCUGGAAGGAGGGCACCAAGAUCACCUUCCCCAAGGAGGGGGACGCCACGCCGGACAACAUCCCCGCCGACAUCGUCUUCAUCCUGAAGGACAAGCCCCACGCCCACUUCCGGCGGGACGGCACAAACAUCAUCUAUACGGCCAUGAUCAGUCUUAAGGAGGCCUUGUGCGGCUGCACCGUCAACAUUCCCACGGUCGACGGGCGCGUCAUCCCCCUGCCCUGCAGCGACAUCAUCAAGCCCGGCACUGUGAAGAGACUGCGUGGCGAGGGGCUGCCCUUCCCCAAGGUGCCCACCCAGCGCGGAGACUUGAUCGUGGAGUUCAAAAUCCGCUUCCCGGACAGGAUAGCCCCGCAGACGCGGCAGAUCCUCAAGCAGCACCUGCCCUGCUCCUAGAGGCCCGGUGGGGGGGCGCGGGGGCCUCCCGCCCGCCGGCUGGCCCCAGGCAGCAAUACUUCUUCACGUGUGUGCGGUGGUGCUCUUGGCCUGCACGGUGUGCACGGGCUUAGCCGGGCCUGCGCUGCAAACCACGUCCCGCACCUGCGAGAGACGCUCCGGCCCGGGGCGUGCGCCCCUCCACCUCUUUCCCUGGCCACAUGGCUCGCUGCAGAUGGCCCCCUUCGGGUCCAGCACCCCCGCUUGUGUGUGAGCCUCCAGCCCCCGUGUGCUUGAGGGCUCCGCUGCGGAGCCUGGCUGGCAAACAGCUGGUCACGAGAUGCCAAGGAGGCCACGGGAGGCUGCCCCGGAAAGCCUCCCGCUGGCCAGACUCUUCCGGUUGCUCUAGGCAUCCGGCCCUUUCCGGACUCCAGCCUGGCCCGCCCCAGUUCCCGGGGCCCAUCCUGGCCUGCCUCUGCAGUCACCGAAGAGGGCUGCUCUUGUCCCCGCGCCUCCCCUCUGGCCCCGCGGGUGCUGACUUCUGGGCUCGUGCCGGCCGGGCCGGGCCGGGCCAGGCCAGUGGCUCUCCCGGAGGAUGGGUCUGGGUGCUGGUGAGCGAGCCUUCGGUGUCCCGUGUGGCAGCGGGCGGCGCAAGGGCUGGCUGCGGUCGCGGCACUUUGGAAGGUCCUCGUGUCGCCCGUGUAGCAGCCUCGCGGGGGCCGGUCGCCUCCUUUCCCAUGGGGCGCAGCCGAGUGGUGUCUCUGCAGUGUGUGAGCACAAGUUGGGGCCAGGGCUGGGGGGAGCUUCCCGGGGCCGUGUGCGUGCGCAUGUGUGUGUUUGUCCAGAGAGGGUGGAAGGGGCCGGGCCGGGCCGGGGUGGGGGUCACAGGAUCUGCUUGGGUGGUGCUGUGUGUAAGGGCUGCAUUGGUUAAAAGGAAACCCUUUCAGAGAGCAAUUUUGGAAGAAACGUUUCUCAUCCUUGCUGGCUGACUUCUGCUCCUCCUGCAGGGACAACUCUGGGAAGUGAGGGGUGGCCAGACCGGGCUGUGGGAGGUUCCAGAGCUGCUUUGCGAUAGCAUCCCCCCCCCCCCAUAAUCUGGUGCCAAAACCUCCCUCCGUGGAAAUCCUGACUACUCCUUUUCGCUUGGGUUAAAAUAUUUGCUCUGCCUCCACAUGCAAGGGCUGCCUUGGGCUUCCGCGAGGCCGGUUCCUGGCAGCCGCCUUCCUGCAUCCGGCCUUGUCCCGGUCAGGGUGCCAACUGUAAGCUGUCUUGACUUUACCCACGGGGGGACGGACGGCGUGUCCAGACGCACAGAGCACAGCCGCUUCCUGUAUAGCUGUACAGAACCUAACACGUCGGUCCUUUUAAUGUGCAAUUUUUGGCAGAAGAUUAAAACUGUUAAGCAGUGUUGAACGCAUCAACCAGUUUGAAUGGUUACGACGAUGCCUUUCGCCCCACCGUGUGUGUGUUUUUUCAAUACAAAAAAACGGAAGCUGAUGACGCUGGGUGAGCGUGUGCGGUGCAGUGGGCAGCGCCUUCGGGGGCUUUCUCCGUUUCAGGGAGACCCUGAGUGGUUUUAUAGCGGUUUUUUUGUAGUUCUUUUGUAAUGUCCUGUAUUAAUAUUUAAAAAUAAAGUAUUUUAAAAAGA